Messenger RNA from Cynara cardunculus var. scolymus (artichoke), 1515 nucleotides. RefSeq lists its product as uncharacterized. Bases 1 to 1515 code for a protein of 504 amino acids. The record is from RefSeq and is a predicted model, not a curated record. Lineage: Eukaryota; Viridiplantae; Streptophyta; Magnoliopsida; Asterales; Asteraceae. The transcript is spliced from 4 exons.
AUGGCCGACGAUGACGUUGCAAGUCAUACUCCGACAAACCUUGUUGCAAGUCAUACUCCGACAAACCCCGUUGUUGGAGAUCAUGAUCCAAAUCAAGGUCAGCACGAUGAUGAGACACCUUUAUCUCCUCGUGGUGAACAGUUGAUGAAAAAGCUCACUACGGUCAUCCAACAGACGUUUGAACAACAUAAGAAUGAAAUCGGUAAAGAUAAGGGAAAAGAAAAAGAUUCAAGUGAGCUCUCGAGACCCAGAUCUGAAAGGGUAUCAUUUAAGGCAUUUAGAAGUAGUGGAGCAAUAGAGUUUACCGGAAUCACUGAUCCGGUAAUUGCCGUUCAAUGGAUUCAAAACACUGAGAAAGUCUUUCGCAUAGCUCAUGUGGCUAAUGAGGAUAAGGCAAUUUAUGCAAGUGCGAUGCUUACUGAAAGAGCACUUGUAUGGUGGGAUGCAACAUUUGAGACCCUGAAUGAAAACGAGAAAGAAAGUAUGCCGUGGGAGUCCUUCAAGGCUCGUUUCUUUGAGCAAUACUGUCCGGUGGACUUACAGAGGAGGUUAGAGAAGGAAUUUCUCGAGUUAAAGCAAGGCAACAUGUCAGUGAUUGAGUACGAAACUCAAUUCAACCAGAAAGCCCAUUUUGUAAUCCGUUUUAUUACAUCGGAGGAGGAGAGAGCACAAACUUUCAUUGAGGGACUGAGAUGUGAAAUUAGAGACUUUGUUGCGAACCGAGAGAUCCCUAGCUUUAAUAAGGCGGUAGAAUAUGCUCGACAUCUUGAGCACGAUUUGGAAGAGCAUGGUGAGUUGUCUUCUAUGCCCAAGCAUCGAAAGGCCUUCACACUUCAGUUGGAAGCAUCACGUUCUUGCCAGCGAUGUGGCAAGACUCACCGGGGGCGCUGUGAAAAUACGUCAAAAGAAACAAAGAAAACGGUGAAAGAUGUACCCGUUGUACGUGAUUUUCCGGAUAUAUUCCCUAACAAUUUGCCUGGUUUACCACCAGAUAGGCAAGUUGAAUUUCGGAUAGAUCUUGUGCCUGGUGCUGCACCCAUAGCAAGGACUCCCUAUCGUCUUGCACCAACAGAGAUGAAAGAAAUGAUGAGCCAGUUACAAGAGUUUUAUUUCUCCAAAAUUGAUCUGAGGUCGGGUUAUCAUCAGCUCAGAGUACGUGAUGAGGAUGUGCCAAAGAUGGCCUUUCGUACUCGUUAUAGGCACUUCGAGUUUCUUGUGAUGCCUUUUGGGUUAACAAAUGCCCCGGCUGCUUUCAUGGACAUGAUUAACUGUGUAUGUUGUCCUAUGCUCGACAAGUCUGCGAUCGUUUUCAUUGAUGAUAUCUUGGUGUAUUCUAAGACCGAGAGUGAUCAUGUUAUGCAUCUUAGUGAGAUGCUAGAGCUGUUAAGGAAAGAAAAGUUAUAUGCGACGUUUUCUAAGUGCGAAUUCUGGCUUCGCCAAGUACAAUUCUUGGGACACAUGAUUUCGGGAGAAGGUGUUUCAGUUGAUCCGUCAAAGAUCGAAGCAAUACAAUAA